CGUGGACAGAUUUUCUGGGAUUUUGAAAUCCAACGUCUGCAUUUAUUGCGAUUUGUCCAGUACGCACCCUCUGAUAUGGCUUCACAAGGCAAUGAGAAUGCUGCCGCAGCAGCAACUGGCGGUGCGAACACCAUUGCUCCAGCAGAGGCGCCCAAACGUUCACCAUGGAAGGCGUGGAUGUAUCUUUGGGAAUGGUACCCGAAGCAUUAUCCAGAGGAAGAACGAAAGCUUCUGCGCAAGAUGGACGCAUGCUUGUUGACGUUCUGUUCUUUCAUGUUCUUCCUCAAAUGGCUGGAUUCGUCAAAUAUCAACAAUGCAUACGUCUCCGGCAUGAAAGAAGAACUCCAUUUGAACGGCAACCAGUACUCCCUUUUUGGAACAUUCUACAACCUGGGAUAUUUGGUAUUCCAGAUCCCAUCAUUGUUGCUCCUCUCUCGGCCUAAAAUUGCCAAAUACUACCUCCCGACCAUGGAGGUCCUGUGGUCAAUCGUCACGUUCUGUCAAUCGCAAAUGCGCAACGAGCGCGACAUUUACGGUACUCGAUUCCUCCUCGGUCUUCUGGAAACCCCGGUUGCGUCUGGCACCACAUACGUACUUGGAUCCUGGUAUAAACCUGAAGAAGUUUUCAAACGGACUGGCGUUUGGUUCGUAUCGAACAACAUCGCCGUUAUGUUCGGUGGCUACUUGCAGGCGGCCGCGUACAAGAACCUCAAUGGAGUAGGAGGAAUGGCUGGAUGGAGGUGGUUGUUCAUUAUCGACGGUGUCAUAUCACUUCCAAUUGCAUUCGCAGGCUACUUGAUAUUCCCGGGGCUACCAUCAAGUAAGAAGCCAUGGUGGUUGACUGAGGACCAGCACAUGCUGGCAAGAAGGAGAGUUGCCGAAAUCGGUACUGAGCCAAGUCGGAAAUUGGACUGGAGCGUGAUUCGGCGGACCUUGAGGCGAUGGGAGUUUUACGUUGGCGUUACGGCAUACACAUUCUUCCUAUCGUCCUCAUAUCCUCAUGGCCAGAUGGCCCUAUGGCUCAAGGACCAAACAGCAAAAUUCGGCACAUACUCCAUCCCACAAAUCAACACCAUCCCGACCGGUGCUCAAGGUGUUUCUGUCAUCACCGCUCUUCUAGCAACAUCACUGUGCAUGAUAUACCCUCUGUGGGCCAUAUUUUCUAUUGUUCAGACGAUCUAUAUGAUAGCCAAUAUCCUUUUGUUGGUAUGGGUUAUUCCUAAAGGCUUGCACUGCAAAGUUGCUUGUUAUUAUCUUCUAGGGACCUCAGCUGCGGUUACGCCAAUAUUGAUGCCAUUCAUCAAUAUGGCGCUCCGAGAUGAUUCUGAAGCACGUGCAGUGACUGUUGGCGCAAUGUUGACUGCUGGAUGGGCAGUGUUCUCAUUUUAUCCUAUCACUGUAUUCCCAGUUCUUGAAGCUCCACGAUGGACAAAGGGUUACUCUGUGAAUAUCGCAUUCGUCUUCUUCACGUGGUUCUUCUUCCUGGUAGGCCAGUAUCUUUAUCGAAGGGAUGAGAAGAAGAGAGAGCGAAUGGCACUUGCACAGAGAGCAGAUGAAGAAGACGUUCUCAAUCUUAAAGAUAAGGCUGUUGGUGAGGUCGUUGAGCAUGUCGAAGAGAGGAAGUAG
Aaosphaeria arxii CBS 175.79 is the source of this 1626-nucleotide messenger RNA. Its product is annotated as MFS general substrate transporter. The transcript is spliced from 5 exons. Bases 76 to 1626 code for a protein of 516 amino acids. Lineage: Eukaryota; Fungi; Ascomycota; Dothideomycetes; Pleosporales. Gene Ontology annotation, cellular component: membrane. Gene Ontology annotation, molecular function: transmembrane transporter activity. The record is from RefSeq and is a predicted model, not a curated record. Gene Ontology annotation, biological process: transmembrane transport.